Pocillopora damicornis (cauliflower coral) is the source of this 1948-nucleotide messenger RNA. RefSeq names its product condensin-2 complex subunit G2. Gene Ontology annotation, cellular component: nucleus; condensin complex. Lineage: Eukaryota; Metazoa; Cnidaria; Anthozoa; Scleractinia; Pocilloporidae. The record is from RefSeq and is a predicted model, not a curated record. Gene Ontology annotation, biological process: mitotic sister chromatid segregation.
UGCCAGCUCACUUAGUUCAGAGUACGGUCCACUGUUGAACUGCCUGUGUUCCUGGGACAGAACCACUGAUGUACUGGAGCUUAUUAAUGACCUGAUAACUUCUAGAAUGACUGGACAAAGAAAAGAUAUCAAAAUGGGAGAAAAGACACGACACAGAAAGAAAUCUGUUACCUUCCAGCUGCCUCCAGAGAACAAACACAUGUUGGCAUUGGAUUUUCUUUCUUGGAUGAUGGGUGAGCCCACGUGCCGCACAGCAGUGCAGGAGCACCAUGACAAAUUACGAAAGAUAGCUGAUAAUUUAAGGCUGAUUAUGGCGAUCAUUGAAUCUCAUCUUACAUCAACUGACUCAGUACCAGUCCCUUUGUCCGAAAGUGACGUAGAAUUCUUUCAGAAGGCUUUCCAGGCAUACUGUCUGUCAGAAAUCCACUUACACCACAUGGAAAAGAACGAUGAUCACGAAGGAACUUUGACCGCCAUGGAAAACGUGCUUGUCUGGGGUGACAGAGUAUUACUGCCAGUAAUUAAGCAGGACAGGAAAGUUUCUGAUGAAUCGAUGAAAGUAGCUACUGGUGCCAAACGUGUUCGCGAGGAGGAAAAAUUUUGUUGUUUGGUAAUUCACUUAGUAGAGACUAUUUUGAUAUGCCUGAGCGAGAUAUUCAUGCUUCGAAUGGCCGAGGAAAAAUUCUAUAACCAGGCGGCAGUUUUUACAACAUCGGUAGCAAAAAUCGGUUGUAAAGCAGUGGAGUUUUUACCGCAUCUUUCCAAGCUGCUUUAUCAACUUGCUGAGAGCGUGCUUUUGAGUGAUGAAACAGGAAAUGUCACUGUUCAAAGUGGGCCUGUGUCGAUUGUCCUGACAAACAUACUUCAAAUAUUGACCGCUUGUGACAGUACAGAAGUGGAUGUUCUACCACAGGCACUUCUCACUUUUCGUCCCGCCUUGGCUGAAGUUCUCCAGCUUACAGAGCUAGGUCGGAAACGCGGCAGCGGAUCUAAUGCUUGUUUCUUCAAACCACUGGUGUCUGCUGUAUUGACAAACAUCACGCAACAGACGCACGUUGUGGAAGAUGUCACCGAUGCUGUGCCUGAGUUACCCGCAUUUGCAAGUUUUAUUGUGAAAAUAAUAACAAGCGCUCAUGCCUUGUUGAGAUCCUUCUCGUUGGAAUUGAAAGAGCAGGUGUUGUCCGGAGCAGUCGAUGAAAACAUUGACCAACAGGGAGCUGUUAUUUCACUUCUGGGCGCCCUUGGAGGAAAAACUGAGACAAACGUCAUUAAGACCUGCGCUCUUCACAUUGACGAACAGUUAAAGACUUGUGAUCGAGGCGAUUUUGUGGAACAAAGGAAGGACAUUCAACGUGCCCGUUCACAGGUCCAAACAUUUCUCUCCAAGUUACAAAUUGUGACAUAGAAGGUUAAAACAGAGGGCUAAUGUAACAGACUUUUUUAAGUAGUCGAUUGUGUCAAAAUUAGUAUUUGACUCGUUUUUGUUAUGGAGCAUGUUAUUUGAAAGGAAAGUGUCUUUUAGCGUUCUUCGACUGUAUACACGUGGCUCGUACUUGUUCUCUUGGAGGAAAUUGCGAUCUGAGAAACAACUUUAGCUACGUUUUUGGCGCAUUAGUUUGUUAUGAUGAACUUUAGACAAAUGUUGAAAUUCUGUUAUAAAAUACUUCAAACUGGACAGGUUUGCAACAAAAAUAUGAAUUCUGCGUCUAUUAUCAGUUCCUCCCCUCAUAGCUUUGUUUGUGGGUCGGCUGCUUGGUGUAAUUACUCACAUUUCCGGAAAAUAUUUUUCAUCAGUGGUACGAUUCUUCUUUGAAUCCAUUUUAGGCCCAUAUACUCCACGCAGGAUAAAUUUAAAAACGCAGCACCAUGAGAGGACUAGUUAUUUUUCGUCCUCAUUACCAAGGCAGGAACCCCUGAUUACAUUCUUGGAAAUGCGUCGACUAAGUCC